AUGGCUACAGCUGCGGCGGUCGAUGUCGACGAUCAGCGGGACGAGCCUGCUGACGACUAUCUCACAGCCGACGACGAGUCGAUCCUGUACGAGGACGACUACAUACAGGUGAGCCGCGACGGGCUGCGCAUCAAGAGAUACUGGUUCCCAGCCCUGAACUCGACGUUUAUCCCGUGGCACACAAUUGAGUAUGUGAAGACGGCGCGCGAGGCUAACGUAAAGUGGUACGAGGUGAAGGACUGGGGACCGGCGUUUGGCAACAUCUGCUGGGCGCUGAAGCCGCGGCUGAUCACGCGCAAGCAGGCGGGCAAUAUCGGGUUCAACUCCUUGGAUGAGAUCCGUGACAGUAAUAUUGUCGUGAAGGUUCGCGGCAAGUGGAUGCGCCCCGGCACCUAUGUAGAGUACCCUCAUGAGGCUAUGCGGAUGAUUCGGCGGAUGGUUGCCAGUAGCCAUCUGCAUGCAGAAUAG
Molecule: messenger RNA, 468 nt
Organism: Linderina pennispora
Lineage: Eukaryota; Fungi; Kickxellomycota; Kickxellomycetes; Kickxellales; Kickxellaceae
Exons: 3
Coding region: 1-468 (155 amino acids)
Source: RefSeq, a predicted model, not a curated record